Molecule: messenger RNA, 6990 nt
Organism: Psammomys obesus (fat sand rat)
Lineage: Eukaryota; Metazoa; Chordata; Mammalia; Rodentia; Muridae
Gene: Rnf223
Product: ring finger protein 223
Exons: 2
Coding region: 5717-6481 (254 amino acids)
Biological process (GO): protein ubiquitination
Molecular function (GO): ubiquitin protein ligase activity
Source: RefSeq, a predicted model, not a curated record
ACAGUACUGCAGUGGAGACCCAAGGCUCCCCUCCAUUGAGCUCAAUACACUAAGGGCCUGAGGCUUAAGAUAGGCCAGAAUUGGCUGUCAGUGACAGACACAUACAAAUGCUAGGGGGCUAACCUCCAUGCCAUGAGAUUGUGGUAACAGGAGUAAUCAUCUGUUUGUGAGACCUGAGGACUCAAAAGCAAAUUAUGUGGGGUCUGGGCCCCUUAGGAGUCACAGCAAGGUUCCAGCAUCUGUAACAGUUACAACACAGGCCUGAUCCCAAUGGUCAAAACUUCUGGAGGCCACCAACUGGAACCCAUAGUAGACAGAACUCUCUCCAUCACUACCAAGCUAAGAAGAGUGAAACCAAGCCCCUGAAGGUGGAGAAAACAACCUGGAAACUGGUACCAGAAAUGGGUUGCUCCAGCAUCUGCCUGCUAAUUUAGCUCAAGACACACAUUUCUGAGAGUUGAAAAUUGAGUGUGCUGCAUUUCCUGGUUCCAGACAAGCAGAACCUUGUCUCCCAGGGACAGACUCCCAUCCAGCUACUUUUCAGGCUGGGCACACAAAAGUAAUAGGUUUACCCAUGGUGCCUCCAUCUCUGAACCCUUCACCUUACUGUCUCAUUGGGUGUGUAAAGAUGCUGGUCAGUGGCUCCGUCUUUGCUGUUUCAAGCCCUCAGAAGCUAUGCCUGUGAACUACUAGUGUGGCUGGUGGCAUUGGCCAUGUGCCUUCUGUAGAAGAGGGUGCCGUCCUAACAAAUGCCAGCCUCCGUGUAUGGGCCAAGGGUGUCUAGCAUCUUCAGCAUCAGGCACGCAUCUGAUAUUACUAACAGUGGUAUGAGCUUGCUUUCCUGCACUUGAACCAGUGGCUUGGGUAGCAGCAGUGAUUUAAAGUUGGACCAGUUAAACUAGUCUAGAUCUUCUUUCCUCUAGCCUUAUUGUCCCAAGAGUCAUCUAUUCAGUGUGUGGGAGCCAUCUACCCCAUUGCCAUAUUCAGGGGACAGAGAGUCAGGUAGGUAAAGAGGAGCCCCUCAGCAGGAUCCAGUACCAUCUGUUGUCCAGUGGGACUGGCAGUGUAGCACAACCCAUCCCCUUGUGCCUUUGGCCGGGACCUGUAUCACAUAUAGCCCCUCCCAUUUCAGGGCACUGUCUUGCAUGGGACAACAACCCCAGCUCCUUAGUACCUGAGGUAGAAGGUGCCAAUCAAGCACGGCAUGGUCCUUCAGAUAAGACUACAGAUACAUCACUAAGCAUUGUGGGGCCCCUGACAAUUUAUGGGUCUCAGUCACCCUUGAGAAAAGCAGAGCCCUCUACCCUGGCCAGCUGAGUCCAGCUUAGUGGUCACACUCAAAGCCUGUAUGGAGAUGUUUGUCUGCUGAUUAGUGGUGGAACUGGUUAAGGAGUGCAGAGAGCACAGGGAUUCUGGAAGUCCCUGGUGGUUUGAAUGAGAAUGCCUCCCAUAGGCUUAUAUACUUGAAUGCUUAGUCAUCAGGGAAUGGCAGUACUUGAGAGGGAUUUGAAGGUGUGGCCUUGUUGGAGGUGUGUCACUGGGAGUGGGCUUUGGGGUCUCAAAAGUUUAAGCCAGGCCUAGUGGCUUUCUCUUCCUGCUACCUACAGAUCUGGAUGUAGAACUCUAAGCUCCUCUUCCAGCAUCAUGUCUGCCUGUGUGCUACCAUGCUGAUAAUGGACUAAACCUCUAAAACAGUAAGCAAGGACAAAUUAAAUGCUUUCUUUUUUAUAAGACUUACUGAGGUCAUAAUGUCUCUUCUCAGCAAUAGAGCACUUGCUUUGUAACUUCCAUAGGUCUCUAUGUACUGGCUAGAGGGCUGUGGCCCAAGACAUCUGUGGAAAUCUGAAAUGAGUUUCUUGCCUGAGGCAUCCGAAGGGCAUGUGUCUGCCCUAGGCUAUAUUUUAGAAAAAUGCUGGGGAAUAAGAUCCUGUCAGGUUAAGAUGUAGGUUUCCAGGCCCAGAUUCUUUAUUCUGAGACCAAAGACCUUGCCCUAGAGACAGGAUGUGGAGUAGCAUAAGCAGCUUGACACUAUUAAGUCCUAUAGUAGGGUUGGGUGCCCUAGCCAACAUGAAACAUCUUAAGGUUUAGGGUUCCCUAGUAUGCUGUCUAAUGAAAAGUAGAAAGAGAUGUUGACAGCUAUGAGGGAAGGCAACAUGAAAAAGUGGCUACCAGUCUGGCUCCCUGGGGUCUCAGAUAGUUCCUUUGUCAACUUAUUCUGAGUAGCCAGUGCUCAGGCACUCCAAGGUAGAAAUUCUGGGUCACCCAUUCCCCCAUCUCUCCACUUUCUGUUCCUCGCACCCUCAUUCCUUUGUGUGCUCAGUAUUUUUCAUUCCGUAGCACUGAAAGUGUUCCAAAGCCACCCCACUAAGGAUGGGUGAGACAAGAAAGGACCAACACCAGUAUUAGGUGGGUGAGGCCAAGGACCACAAGAGUGAUAGGACAAGGGGUUGGGGCCUUGGUCAUGAACACUGGAAGAACUGACACAAGAAAAACCCAUAAACAAGUCAUAAGUAAGAGGCUUUCAUACAGGUCUUUGGGGACCUUGUCCUUACUGCUAGGUACAGAAGGAUACCAGUGUUCAGGCCAUCUUAUAUCCAGACAGUAUAAGACCAUGUUUACAUCCAGGCCCAAAAGAUGGGGCAAAAUACUGAAUAUGGUGGCUCACAUGCCUUUAAUCCCAGCACUGGACGGCAGAUGUAUCUCUGUGAGUUUGAGGUCAGCCUGGUCUACAAAAUCAAUUCCAGUACAACCAGAGCUAUUACAAAUAGAAACUAUCUGAAAAAAAAAAACAAAGGGAGGGGCAAAGAGCCCAAAAUGCCAAACCCAGUGGCACCUUCUACUCCAUCCUAGCACCCAUUGUGGGAAAACCAGUUUAUUUAGCUAGCAGCUGAGGCCUUAGGAAGAAUUCUGGCCACAGGGCAACUACCAAAUGAGAAUGUGCAUAUCUAGCCUUUUAUAUCCAUUGUUUGGGGGACAGCUCAAUGGCCAGUAGAGGUGACCAGCACCAGGCACAGAUAAGGGAUUGGCCUAAGACUAAGAACCUAAGAAAAGUCCUGGUCCUAAAAGACUUCAUGCACUAGCCAUGUCUUGUCUCAGCAGCGCUUCAUCAGAGAUCUACAGCCAGGUCCACAGCCUUGGUAGUGAGGGCUGUAAUCAUGGUAGGUUUUGUGAUACUACUGAGAGAGUGUGACUAGUUUGGUACAAGGAUGGGGUCAGUUAGGGCCUCACCCAUAGACAUGGAGCUGGUAGAGCUGUGGGACCCAGAGUGAGAACAUACUAACACAGCAUACGUGUGCACAAUGGUAGUCGUAUGUUGAUGUGCACACCCACAUUCACUGCUUGACAGUUUUUGUCACUUUCCUGCUGUGCAGGUGCCCUUGUAUUUGUGGCAUAGAUAUUCAGGAUUGUGAUGUCCUCCCAGUGGAUUUUUUCUUUAAUGAGAAUGAAGUGUCCCUCCCUAUCUUUUUGAUUAAUUUUGAUUGAAAGUCUUUGUUAUUAGAUAUUAGGAUGGCUACUCCAGCUUGCUUCUUGGGCUCCUUUGCUUGAAAAACCUUUUUCCAGCCCUUUACUCUGAGGUAGGGUCUAUAUUUGUUACAGAGGUAUGUUUCUUGAAUGCAGCAGAAUGUUAGAUCCUGUUUCCACAAUCAUUCUGUUAGUCUGUAUCUUUUUAUUGGAGCAUUGAGUCCAAUGAUGUUUAUAGAUAGGGUCAAGAUGGACCCCACUUACUGUCCUAGACAGUGUAGUCCAAGUUCUUCCUAUACUAGUUGGGGCUCCUCCAAGUCCUGGUCCCUCUGCCAGCUGGGAGUUGACUUCCCCUGAGGUCAGGACUGGAAGAAGGCCAGGACUGUGUGAGGCCUGGUAGAUUCCUCAGUCCUCACAGCACAUUUGCCUCUGGACAUUGACUGUUCACUGGGUAGCCUUGGUGACAUCAGAGCUUGGAUAUUUCCAGGAGCCCUCUGAAGAUUGUUCCUCAGAACUCUGGGACUCUAGCUUCCUAGAGGUAGCAUGUGACACAGAGUCAUACUCUAUACAGAUCACUUGGGCUGGGCCCUCAGCAGCAUUCCCUCCUUAGCACCCUCAUGUCUUCUCUAAUUCUAGACCCAUCAAUAUCCCUUCUUAUACCUUUAGUUACCCAUCUCCUCUCUAGGUCUUCAUUUUUCCUCAAGCCUCUAUUUCGCUGGGCCCCAUUUUUUGGUUCUUAGUACUCAUGGAAUUAGGCUCCUCAUACUCACAGAAUUAGGCAGGGGACUCUUUAUCCUUCCAGAGCUCAGGCCCCUUCCUCUGAUAGGACAUUGUCCCCAGGUUCCCACAAUCCCCCAUAUGUUACUCCCUUGAAAGUUGGCAUUGAGCAUAAGGAUAUCUAGGAGCAAAAUUGUGGCAGCUUCUGGGGAUCUGAACCAUUGGAUAGUUGAGUGUCUAAGGCCAUUCCUCCCACCAAAAUGAGGCUCCUAGCAGCAUACCCUCCCCACAGGCCUGUGUGUGAGCUCCUAUCUCAGAACCCUACAAUUCAGUGUGCCAGAAGACAGCCACUCCAGAAAGAUAGGAAAGAACCUAGCCUGACCAAAGUGGGAGGGGAAGAGAAAUAUCCUCUGGGGUUAUUGAGUCUAGUCAGCAAGGAUAUCUCAGAUCAGUGGGCCUGGGGAAGACCAGGGGCUGCCUAUGCACAGUCCCAGUCCAACCCAUUCCAGUGUGGCACUCCCUGCCCAAUGUUAGAUAUUCCUUGACCACCAACCCUUUUGAACAAUACUGUUACCUGGUCAAAGCUUUUGAGACCCCCCAUCUUUCCAAGCACACCUGAAGGUAGGGGCUUCCUGAAGUAUGGAACAAAUGGUACCCAAGCAGAUACUCAAUGUAUUAUGGCCAGCCUGGGUCCCUAAUAUUCUUAACUGACCCAAUAUCUAGGCUGUACCCCAGGCCUGCCUAGCCCUGACCUUGCACCCCUUCUUCCAGGACUCCAGGGCAAGGAAUUUCCCUAAAGCUGUAGGGUGCUGAAGCAGCAGCAGAUGAGGGUUUUGCAUUAAGCAAUUGUGAGAAUGCAGGUUCGAUGAAAGAAGGAACAGGACAUUGAUGGGCACAGAUAGAGAUAGGGAGAAGGGGGCAAACUGGUUUGUGUCUGGGAGUGUGCAAGGCUAAGUGAAGGAUCCCUGCUGAGCAUACUUGGGACCAGUUGAGCACACUUCCUUUCCAAAGGGAGGUUUUUGAGUAUGUGAGCAUCUGUUCUCAGUCUGGAGUCCCAAGACCAGAGACCUGUGUUGAUACUAGAUCCAUCCUGACUCUAACCCUUCCUGUGGAUCCCCACCCUUUCUGAGCCUACCAAAGAAGAGACCAGCCAAUCUCUGAUGUUCAGGGCAUUCAGGGCCACACCCCCAGCCAUCAUGACCUGGAGGGUAUAAAUAAACCUGUUUCAAAGCUCAUGGCCUGAGAAUUCACACGUGUCUCAGUCAGCCAGCUCCUGGGUGAAGAACACAGGUAUCAUACCUCCCAUUCCCACAUACGCACAGAAGAGGUGUGCCAGCCAGACCGGUACCACAAGAAGGCUGUUGGCUGCUAGCCUGUGGAGGAACACCUGCCAGGUGGAGCAGAGGUUAGGCUGGACCUGGAGGAGGGGGAACAAGCUCUUACUGAGCUGGUCAGCCUAGACACACAGAGCUUUGCUGUGGCCAGUGGAGAGGAUCAUGUCCAGGAACUGCUGACCCCCAGCUACCAGCUCAGAAUCAUGUCAACAGGCCGGCAGAUAUGGCAUACACCCAUGCCACCCCGCCAGAGCAGCUCCACAACCACAGUGCCCAGGUCCCCUGGCUCAGUUGGCAGUCCCAGGUCCCCUAGUACUCCUGGCUCAGAGAAGGUAGCUUCUCCACUGGAGUGUUCCAUCUGCUUCUCAGGCUAUGACAAUAUCUUCAAGACACCUAAGGAACUUUCCUGUUCUCAUGUCUUCUGCCUUGAAUGUUUGGCUAGACUGGCAGCUGCCCAGCCUGCAGGCCAUCCUGGCAGAGAAGCUGUGCCUUGUCCAUUCUGCCGGCAGCCCACAACUGUGCCUGCUGCUGGGGCUCCUGCACUACGCACUAGUCGUCAGCUGCAGGCCAAGAUGCCAGUGCACCUACAGAAGGAGGAGCCUGUAUGGCUUGAGGGCACCAAAUUGUGUUGCCGCCCCUUGCCCACCACUUCUGACCAAGAGGCCAGUGGCUUUGUGUGUGUGGAUGUAAGCCUGAACAAACCAGCUGAGCCCAACUUACCGCCACCUAUCCAGGAACCUGCACCCAACCGAGGCUGUCUGGCCCGCUGUUGGGCACGCUUUGGGGACUGGCGUCGUGUAGCUCUGGUUUCUGUACUGUUGCUAGUGCUGUUUUGUGUGGUACUCUGGCCCGUGCAAUGUGCACUCAAAACUGGAAAUCUGCGCUGCAUUAACCGGCCACUUGUCGCCACUGCCACUUUCACUGCCACCACCGAUGCCCUCUCCCUUGGGCCCUUAGCCAACAACUAGGGUCACCACGUUGGCCAGGCUAGCUAUUCUACCAGAUCCAUGGAUGGGUCUCUGACCCCCUGAGGUUAAGAACACAGCAGCUUCGGAAGUUAGUUGAUCCCCUAGAACCCAAUAUAGGACACAUAUGUGUCCCCCACUCUCCAGGACUAGGUGCCACUGGGGACUAAAGUCCUCAAAGCCUUUAAGAACUACAGGCUUCUAAAGGUCUUAGAAACUGUCCUGGGACCCUGUCAUGAGGAAAGAAACCCAGGAAUGGCUAGCCAGGCCCCUGGCCUCCCUGAAUUGUCAAAACAGCAGAAGUUUGCCAUCCUUGCUUUCUUAAGACAUUUUAUCAGGGUCCUCCCCAGUUCCUUUCUCUAGGAAGGGCUAGACCCUUCCACUUGGUGGGAAUGCUAAGCAGCUAGUUCUCUAAUUAAGAGUGAAAGUAAAAAGGCAGGACACCUGCUCAUGCCACAUCAAGAACUUGCUAGCUCUCCCUGGCUGUUAUGAAUGGUACCUUUUAAAAUAAA